GCAAAGGUUUGUGUGUGGGGUAAGAAGAGGAGGAGUGAGCAGAGGACAGCCAGGCAGAAGGGAGCCCCAGCAGAAAGGGAAGAGGGUGAGUUCAGGCACCCAUAGUGUGGGCACAGCCACCCCAGGAGACCCGUCCCAGGAGGCCUUAGGGCAUUUACUGUUAAUGGGUGGGGGGAAAGAUGGCACCUGGCCUGGACUUGCACGGAUCCUGGGGUCACACACCCCCGCAGGCUAUGGAAACCUUUAAGGAGGAGGAGUCCAAGGCUUGGGGAGAGGAUGUCACAUGUCCAAGGUCACAGGCCCAGCCAGUAGCAGGCUCAUUCUGUCCGGCCGUCCUUCUACUCCAUCACCAUAAACUGAGUCGUGCCCAUUUCCUACAUUGUGGCCAGCACCAGGUGGGGAAGGGAGAGGUGCCAUCUCACCUGGGCCUCCUUCCCUCCACAGAACUCCGAGGCACCAUGCUGCCCACGCUGCGCCUGGCGAGCAGGCAGCCCGGCUCCUGGGCAGGAAAUGGCACCCUGAGCCCAGAAGAGGCCGCUCGCCACUCCCUGUCCAGUGCCAACGAAUUGCGCUGCCGACAGCUGCUGGAGGCCACCACGGCCAGAUACCGCCAUGGGGAGGCCUCAGCCGCGGUGCUGGUGCCGCUGUGCUCUGUGCACGGAGAGCCAUCCCUGCUCUACACGCUUCGCUCCAGCCGCCUCAUAGGGAGGCACAAAGGGGAUGUCAGUUUCCCAGGGGGCAAGUGCGACCCUCAGGACCAGGAUAUUGUUGACACAGCUCUCCGGGAGACGAGGGAAGAGCUUGGCCUGCCCAUCCAGGAGGAGAACGUGUGGGGUGUCAUGAGGCCAGUGAAUGACCGGAAAAACUUCAUCGUUGUCCCAGUCAUUGCCCAGGUGGGGCCCCUGGAGUCUCUGGACCUCAUGCCUAACCCUCAGGAAGUGGAUGACAUCUUUACCAUGCCGCUGGCCCACCUGCUGCACCCCCGCAACCAGGGCUACACCCACUUCUGCCAUCGAGGCCAUUACAGCUACACGAUGCCCAUCUUCCUGCAUGGCCCCUACCGCAUCUGGGGCCUCACGGCCAUCUUCACGGAGCUCACGCUGGAGAUGCUGGUGCCAGGCACUUACCACCGCAUAGCCUGUUUUGGUGGGCAGCAGAGGAGAGGAGGGACCAGAUCAUAGAGGGCGGAAAGUGGAGCUGUGCGGAGAGGCCGCGGAGAACUUUGCCUCUUCCUCCUCUGCCUUUGCGGUAGCUGAGGUGCCGAGCCAGCUGGGGAAUCCAGUACAGCGAGGGCUCUUUGUCUUUCCAAGUCAGCCGCGAGCCAGGCUUUCACACAAACGGGAGGAAGCCAGAGGUGCUGUCUCUGCGCUGCUGUGGGAGGUGGGCAGAGCCUUCACUCAAAGGAUUGGGGGAGUUCCUCUCUCUGAUCCCUUGGGUUGGGGGGCCGCUGAGCUCGGCCCAAUCUCACCGUCUUUACUGGCCCUGUUGGCAGUUCCUGGAACACACGCCCCAUCUCCUGGCUCCGUGGCUUUGUAUGGAUGGUCUGUGGCGGUCUGUCACACAUUAGAAUGUCAGCUCCUUGAGGGCAGGGCCUGUUUUUUUGCCUUACUUUGUGUCUCAGUGCAUAGCACAGGGAGUUGGACGCACAGCAAGCACUCUGACUGCCUGGAGACCUAUCCCACCAUCACCUCCAAACAACCAGCUUAACUCCAUCACGGUUCGGUGUAAUAAAUGCUGCCUUCUUUGAUCUGAA
Vombatus ursinus (common wombat) is the source of this 1753-nucleotide messenger RNA. It is a transcript of the gene NUDT8, whose product is annotated as nudix hydrolase 8. The coding region runs from base 180 to 1181 and encodes 333 amino acids. NCBI's taxonomy places the organism in Eukaryota, Metazoa, Chordata, Mammalia, Diprotodontia, Vombatidae. Gene Ontology annotation, molecular function: coenzyme A diphosphatase activity. The transcript is spliced from 4 exons. The record is from RefSeq and is a predicted model, not a curated record.